UUCUAAGAUCAUCAGACAAAGCUUAAUAAUGAUGAAAUUCGUAUUAAUUGUAUUUUUUUGCACCAUAAGCAUCGUUUAUGGAAUCGAACAGGUUCAUAUUGCACUUGGAUCCAAUGAAACGGAAAUUAUUGUAACAUGGACCGAACCACAUAAACAUGAUGAUAAAACAUCGGAUGCUGUUGUUUAUUAUGGUCAAGCCAAAUCAUCAUUUGAUCAAAAAGUAAAAGCAAUAUCCGAAUAUUUUAAAGAUGAUAAAACUAAAUACACAACAUAUCGUGCAUUAUUAACCGGACUUUUACCUGGAACUGAAUAUCAUUAUAGAAUUCAAAUGGAUGAUUUGGAAUCAUCAAUAUUCGAAUUUAAAACAUUGAAAACGGGCGAAGAAAAUUGGUUACCACGAUUCGCUAUCUAUGGUGAUUUAGGUUAUGUCAAUGAACAAUCAUUACCAUAUUUGAAAAAAGAUGUUGAACAAAAUCUAUUUGAUGUUAUAUUUCAUAUUGGUGAUUUUGCCUAUGAUCUUAAUGAUGAACACGGUAAAGUUGGACAUCAUUUUAUGCGAUCAAUUGAACCGGUUGCAUCAAAAGUAGCAUAUAUGACAUGUCCUGGAAAUCAUGAAAGACAUGAUAAUUUUAGCCAUUAUGAUUCAAGAUUUUCAAUGAUUGGUGAUCGUAGUCAACCAAUUCAUUCGGAUAAAUUGAAUAAACGUUUAAAUAAUCAUUUCCACAGUAUGACUAUUGGACCGGCAACAAUCAUAUUGUUUUCAACGGAAUAUUAUUAUUAUACGAAAUAUGGUUGGCAACAAAUCGAACAUCAAUAUCGAUGGUUAGAACAAGAACUGAAACGUGCUAAUGAAAAUCGUCAAAAACAUCCAUGGAUUAUUGUUAUGGGACAUCGACCACUUUAUUGCUUAAAAAUGGGCGAUAAAUCAUGUGAUCAUCAAACAAUGGAACGAAAAGAAAUUCGUCAAGGUAUUCGAAUGCAUGAUGAAGGUGAACGACAAUAUGGUUUGGAAGAUUUAUUCUUCAAAUAUGGUGUGGAUAUUCAAUUCUAUGGUCAUGAACAUUUUUAUGCCCGGUUAUUUCCAAUUUAUAAAUAUAAAAUGUAUAAUGGAACUAAAUCAAAAAAUCCAUAUGAUCAUCCAGGUGCACCUAUCCAUAUUACAACCGGUAGUGCAGGUAAUAAAGAAUUACAUCCAGAAUUUAAUCAUUUAAAUGAUUGGGUAGCCGAACAUUUUUAUGAUUAUGGUUAUACAAGAUUAAUGUUUGAAGAUAAAUAUCGUAUACGUUUACAACAAAUAUCUGAUGAUCAGCAUGGAAAAGUAUUGGAUGAAAUUGAAAUUGUGAAAAGUUCACCACAACCACAUUGGAUGAAUGUUGAACACCAUUGAAAAUUGAUGUUUUCUUUCGCAUUGAAUAAAAUAUAAUUUUUUGAAAAUAUAAAAAUUUGUUUUGAUCAUUAA
Dermatophagoides pteronyssinus (European house dust mite) is the source of this 1459-nucleotide messenger RNA. Its product is annotated as acid phosphatase type 7-like. The record is from RefSeq and is a predicted model, not a curated record. NCBI's taxonomy places the organism in Eukaryota, Metazoa, Arthropoda, Arachnida, Sarcoptiformes, Pyroglyphidae. Gene Ontology annotation, molecular function: acid phosphatase activity; metal ion binding; protein binding.